Coregonus sp. 'balchen' is the source of this 2846-nucleotide messenger RNA. Lineage: Eukaryota; Metazoa; Chordata; Actinopteri; Salmoniformes; Salmonidae. The record is from the annotation of a GenBank genome assembly.
AACUUCAUGAUCUUUGAUCACAUGACUGUUGUAAAGUUCAUGUAGGCGCAAGUCGUACAAUUUGUAUCCGCAUAAUGCAACACACUUUGAAAUGGUCACUGACUUAACAAGAGUGAUCCGCACGAACGCGUCCAGCGUUCCCCUUUUUGGAACUGCGAAAGCAAGCCGCCCUGUCGCCGCAGUGUAUUCUGGGAACCCACAGUAGAUUCAAGAUGGCGGCGAGCAGGAGACUGCACAAGGUAAAUCUCAUGAUCACACUAUUUUCAUAUCUAUCAACAUUGAAGCCGAAUGGGCUAUCUAAGGGCUUAGUCAUUAUGGAGUCCAACUCAGCCACGAUUUCGUCCUGAUGCGUAUUUGUUCCGUAACGUUGUGUGUUGAAAUAAUGUCCAGCUAAAAACGAGAAGUCACUCUGUUUCGUUAACUAGAUAGCUAGAUAGUUAGGUUAGCUAGCUAGCUCAAAAUAGGGGUGUAUUCAUUACAUCUUACAUCGGAAACCGUUUACCGUUUAAGAACCAAACGGAACGAAACUGGGAGGGACCUACCUGCAUUUGUCCAAUAUAAACUCGUUUUCGUUGCAAAACGUUUUUCGUUUGGAGUAAACAGUUUCAGUUGCAACAUGUUUUGUAACAGACCGUCAGACGGAACGUUUUGCAACAGAAUCAGCGUAAUUAAUAUACUCCUGGUUAUGGAAACACCGGCAAAUUAAGCCAGAUUGAGGAUCACAGCAGGGAAACCAGUAUGCCAUGUUGCUCGCUAAUCAUUAGAACUGACAUCAAUCUCCGGUACAGCAGGAAAAUAUUGACAUAGAUUAAAUUCUUAUCACAACCUUGCAAUGGCUGAACAAUUACCGUUAUUGAACUAGGCUAGUUAGAUAGCUAUUUACGACAACUGUCUGAGCGGUUUGUUUGAUGGCUAGCUAAAUUAGCUACUUUGCCUAGCUAGCUAGCUCCCCAUAUCGCCCGACUAGCGUUAACUAGCUAAACCAAGAAAGGGCGUUUCACUUAAUGUGACUCAGGUAGCACAAUCUCAUUGUCCCAAUGUUUAGAGGAUUAGCAAAUCACACAACGGUUUUAGUUAACGUUUCAAGUUCUCCCUGUUUAUCAAUGCGACCUAGCUAUAGUCAAGUUGUUAACUACUGUAGCUAGCUAUCUCGCUAGCCAGCUAACGUAGUAGUUAACGACUUUAUAAACUCAGUGCUUUCGUUUUAGAAAAGAAACCGCAGGUGGUUAGCUAGCCAUACCAUUAUCUAUCACCGCAAAUAUGGUUGUGGAAGUACAUUUAGUCAAGUGUCAUAUUUGAAAGUUAUAGUUUUUGUCACUAACAGUAACGUUAGAUAGCUAGCCAUAUAUCUAGGUCUAUAUGGCUAUACAACUAGAUUGCCAGUCAGCUAUAGCUCUUAUCAACACGACGGCAUUGUAGAAAACUGCACCAUGAGUUAAUUAUCUCAUGAGGUCAUCAUGAUGGUUUGCAGCAGUAAACAAAACCGAAACCCAAACGUUUUCUAGACCUAACUAAUAAUAAACACUCAGCAAACUUAAUUGUGUGGACCAAACAAAACAUUAAUUAGUAAGAUGUCUGUCCAGACAGAAAUCAAAGAAGCACAGGAUCGUCUUUCUGGCUUUUAGGUUUGUUUACAUCAUCAGGACAUGUCAAUGUCAUAUUUGAUGUCAUUGACUGACAUCGAUGCCUCACAAGCAGAUACCUCUCUGUUUAUGCGUAAUGACUUGAUUGACAUCUGACUUAUUGUAGCGAAUUCGGAGCCACAAUCCUUGGAAGUGCUCCUAACCCCUUCCUAAGAGUAGGAUCGUACAUUAUGCCUAUUUUCCAUUUCCUCAUUGGAGGGGCCGCUUAACAUGUCAUAAUGUUGUAUGUCUCUCUCUCUCUUUCAGGAACUUGAAGAGAUUCGCAAGUCUGGAAUGAAAAACUUCCGAAACAUUCAAGUGGAUGAAUCCAACAUAUUGACCUGGCAAGGUCUCAUUGUCCCUGUAAGUGGUUUUAUUCCCCGUCAUCAUCGAUUCAUGGCUUCACAAUUCUCUGAUGAAGGCUAUUAAGUUCACAGAAGCCUCUGUUGUGGUUAUAUAACUAUUAUAUGUAUGGAAUGUCAUUAGACAGUCAUACAGGUUGCUCCUUGGAUAUGGUCAUUGUCGCACUAACUAACCAUGUCUUAUUGUCUACACAUUACUCCUCUGUAGGACAACGCUCCCUAUGACAAGGGAGCUUUCAGGAUCGAAUUAAUCUUCCCCGCCGAGUACCCCUUCAAGCCCCCCAAGAUCACGUUCAAGACGAAGAUCUAUCACCCCAACAUCGACGAGAAGGGACAGGUGUGUCUGCCCGUCAUCAGCGCAGAGAACUGGAAGCCAGCCACCAAAACUGACCAAGGUGGGUGAGCCGCAGCCUCCCCAUAGUCACUCUCUGGUGACAUUACCUAGAACUUUUACACACAUUUAACAGUGUUGGAUUUUCCUGAAAGUUGAGUUGUGCAUACAUGUCAAGUCAGAACUUAAAAACCUCCUAUGAUUUGCCUAGAAUGUAAAUUAUGCUUGCAAUGCUUACAUGAUACCCUGACACUGGACAGUAGAACAUGAGCAAAUGACAGGAAAAUGAAACCUUGCGCUAGGCUAGUCAUUUUAGGUUGUCAAUGUAGCAAUUGAUUUUGUAGUAAUGAGUUUGUUUUCCCUGUCUAUUCUGCAGUAAUUCAGUCCCUGAUUGCGUUGGUGAACGACCCCCAGCCAGAGCACCCCCUGAGGGCGGACCUAGCAGAAGAAUACUCAAAGGACCGUAAAAAAUUCUUUAAGAACGCAGAGGAGUUUACAAAGAAACACGGAGAAAAGAGACCAAUGGACUGA